AGCCGAGCCGACCGGACCCGACCCCACCCCUCGUCUCCCCUGCGAACCCACUCCAGUCCCGCCCUACGCCCGCGGUCACGUGACACGCUCAACAACGCACUCGCUGUGUCUCCGGAGAAAUAGAGGAGAAGAAGAAGAAUUUCGUAACCGGGGGAAGUUUUGUUUCCGUGCCAGUCCCGACUUUAUCUGUCAUUCGGAGUUUUUGUUGUUUUUCCAAACGGCGAUCGGUUGACCAAUACGUGUGACACGGUUUUGUUAUUUUCGACUGCGACACUUUUUUUUUAACAGAACGGAAUUUAAAACGGAUUUAUUUAUUUUUUAUUUUUUAUUUUUUACCUUACGCACGGAGACAGUUUACUAAGAGAUUUAAACAACGGGAAUAAUUCACGAAUAAACACACAAUAUUCUCCAUUGUAAAGCUGAGGCUUCCGUCACACAUUCCACUUGGCACAUGAAGCCCCCUAUCCUGUUUAGAAACCUGGGAGGGAUGUGUGGGAUACAGAGGUCUGGCUGCAGUCAUGAUGGUGUAUGACUUUCCACUGAAGACAGACAUGGAGACGGUGAGACUGGAGUCUCUCUAUCAGUCUUAUCCCUCGGUAGUGAACAGCGUUAUCUUCACCCCUCAUCCCUACCACCCCACACAAUACGCACACACACACACCUUCUCCCCCUCACACACACUCACACACGCCCAGUCCGCCAACCCCACCUCAAAUACACAACUCGAACCAGUCGACUUGUCGGUCAGCAAACGACCCUCUCCCUCCUCCUCCUCCUCCCCUUCCUCCUGUUCCUCCACUUCCUCCCCGUACAGUCGUUCCUCCCCCCAGCCCUCCCCCUCCCUCCAUUACCCCGUGUUGUUAGGCUCCGGCCCCGGGGUCGUCCAGGGUUCAGGGGUCAUGCUGUCCCAGGUCAUGCUACAACCCUUGUCCAUCCUCUACCCCUCCUCCCCGCUGCACCUGCCUCAGCCAAUCGCGGUCAACCGAACCGUCGCUGGCGACGACCACCACCAUCAUCAUCAUCAUCACCAUCACAGGCCGGCAGGAAGCUCACAACAUCAGACAGAAUCCUCCAUGAAGUCAGAGCUCAGAGGCGACGCACACCACAAGCUAAUCAAAACAGAGCAUGCCCACGACUCAUACAACCAGGAAAUGACCUCAUCGGUCAUCAGCGCGCCACAGGCCUAUAGCGAUAACAACCCGUCUGUCAUCGUCCAUUCUGGGGUUAAUCACCCGUUGCCAAUCGAGUCUCCGGACUCGAUGAAGAAGAGACGAAUCCACCGUUGUGAUUUCAACAGCUGCAACAAAGUCUACACCAAGAGCUCUCAUCUGAAGGCACAUCGCCGCACACACACAGGAGAGAAGCCCUAUAAGUGCAUGUGGGAGGGGUGCACGUGGAAGUUCGCCCGUUCGGACGAACUGACUCGUCACUUCCGUAAACAUACAGGCGUCAAACCGUUCCAGUGUCCCGACUGUGAACGCAGCUUCUCCCGAUCGGACCACCUGGCUCUACAUAAGAAACGACAUCUGCUGGUCUGAACAGCAACACAACGGCUGUGAAACGUCUGUUCGACACACAAGGCAUGGCGAACGCAGCCCGUUGGAUAGUUGGUCCAUACCGACCCCAAGACAAGACCAAUGCCGUUGAACAGAGAGAGACCCCGGGACUUAAACAUCCUCUAUCUGUCUAUCACUUUAUUCAGUCAGCCGAUCAGCCGUCCUCUUCCUCUCCACUCCUCCACCUCUUCUUAGUACCAGAGCUCGCCGUUGUCUCCCAGUACUCGCCGUUGUCUCCCAGUGCUCGCCGUUGUCUCCCAGUGCUCGCCGUUGUCUCCCAGUGCUGAAGGCGGAUGGUGUUCGUAGGCCCAGAUCUAGGAUCAGCUAAACCUCCAGACGUCUUGACCUUAACCAUAGAGAGAGACAGACAUCUUAACCUUAACCAUAGAGAUAGACAGACAUCUUGACCUUAACCAUAGAGAGAGACAGACAUCUUAACCUUAACCAUAGAGAUAGACAGACAUCUUGACCUUAACCAUAGAGAUAGACAGAGGUCUUAACCAUAGAGAUAGACAGAGGUCUUAACCAUAGAGAUAGACAGAGGUCUUAACCAUAGAGCUAGAACGAGGACUCAACUUUGUACGGCGUCUGUGACGGCAUGGGCAGCGCCAAUGAUCGCCAUUUUAAAGUGAUACAUUUUUUAAAUAUAUAUAUAUAUAUAUUUUAAAGCAGAUAUUUGUGAUUUUAGCGCCAUCUGCAGUGCCGGAGUCCUGAACCACAUUUAGUCUUACGUUUAUUGUGGCCACUAGAUGGCGGUGAUAUGGCUCCAUGCCAUUAACAAACUGUAACAACCUAUUUGAAGAAGAAGAAGGCUGAUCGCUCUCAAACCCCAUAAGGAUUCCCUACCCAGUUUGACUACUUUAAAAUGGUGGAAGUCCUCGAUGUCCAUGCUAAAAAAAAAAUGGAUACAGCACCACAGAUACAACGAUUAGACAGAUGUUUCACCAUAUAUAUAUAUAUAGAUAUAUAGAUAGAUAGAUAGAUAGAUAGAUAGAUAGAUAGAUAGAUAGAUAGAUAGAUAGAUAGAUAGAUAGAUAGAUAGAUAGAGCGAGGGAGAGAAACGUUUGUUAACGGCUGACCUGAGAUUAGAGUCAACGUGGACUGAGUGGCUCCCUCUGCUGGACGGAGGGGACUACCUGCUGCUCAGUACUCAGUGGACACACACACACACAGCUCAACAGCCUGUACUGACUCUAGUCACAUGAGUGGAGUCACAGGUCAACAGCAGGCUCUGGUAGAGGGAGGGGAACGGCUGUGGGGGUUCCUAACCACAGGUCAACAGCAGGCUCUGGUAGAAGGGCUGUGGGGGUUCCCAACCACAGGUCAACAGCAGGCUCUGGUAGAGGGGGUAGAAGGGUUGUGGGGGUUCCCAACCACAGGUCAACAGCAGGCUCUGGUAGAAGGGCUGUGGGGGUUCCCAACCACAGGUCAACAGCAGGCUCUGGUAGAGGGAGGGGAACGGCUGUGGGGGUUCCUAACCACAGGUCAACAGCGGGCUCUGGUAGAGGGGGUGGAAGGGCUGUGGGGGUUCCUAACCACAGGUCAACAGCAGGCUCUGGUAGAGGGAGGGGAACGGCUGUGGGGGUUCCCAACCAUUACAAGGCAAAGGCUUGUUGUCUUUGAUUCUAGAAAUGUGAAACAAACUCUUUUUAUUAUCCUGGGGCAUUAUCAUGAUCAUUAUUCUGUUUGAUUAUUUUUUAUUCUUAUUAUUAUAAUAAUUGUUGUUGUUGUUGUUGUUCUGUAAGUAAAAUACUUCCAUUGAGCCGGUUGAAAGUGGACUCGGCGAUAUGACAUCAUCAUAUACGGCAGGAAGCAGGGUGACUUCCUGCUUUACAAAACUCAACAACAACAACAA
Oncorhynchus mykiss (rainbow trout) is the source of this 3411-nucleotide messenger RNA. NCBI's taxonomy places the organism in Eukaryota, Metazoa, Chordata, Actinopteri, Salmoniformes, Salmonidae. The record is from RefSeq and is a predicted model, not a curated record.